AUGAAUGCAGCGUGUCGUCUUUCCGGAAGUGUGCAUCUUGGUUUAGACUCGUGUUCCUGCAUUUCUCGAUACAUUGUCCUUAAUGUACGAAGUAUGAAUUUAAGUUUAAGCUGGAAAGACAGACAGUCUUUGCACGGUUGUGUUGCACUGACUAUAAUGCAGAAAGCGUCAGGAUUAAACAAACAGCUAGAACAUUAUUAGCUGUCCAGCUAACAGCCCCAGUCAUGACUGGCAGAUUUGGUUACCAUAGAGAUGACAGCUGAGAAAGAUGGUCUAUUUGAGGACCCAAGCUUUUCAGCGGAUGACUCCGCCCUCUUCUCGGACUACACCACGCCCCUUUCCCGUCUCACCGGCAAAGUCACCUGGCUCCGCCCAGAGCAAAUCUGUAAGAGUCCAUUACUCUUUCCUGAUGACUAUACUGAGGCAUACCCAAAGCAAGGCAUUCUAGGAGAUUGCUGGUUGCUGUGUGCUUGUACCAUGCUGCUGAAGAACCGCUAUCUUCUGGAUCAGGUGAUGCCCCCUGGACAGUGUGUGUGGGGACAGAGAGGUUACACUGGUCAGUUCCGGUUCCAGUUUUGGAGGAAUGGCCAUUGGACAGAAGUUCAGAUCGAUGAUCGUCUGCCGUGCAUCAACAACACACCCUGUUUCUCUCGCUGUCACAGCCCCAUGGCUUUCUGGGUAGCAUUGUUGGAAAAAGCAUACGCAAAGCUUCAUGGCUCAUAUGAGCAUUUGUGGGCUGGACAAGUGUGUGAGGCAGUGGUGGAUCUGAGUGGAGGUGUGGCUGAACGCUGGAGUUUAACAAAAUCUGUGAACACACCUGGAGGGAAGAGCUUGUUCUCAGAGCUCUCACAGGAGAUGAGGAAGCAGAGUUACAUAAGUUGCUGUGUACACGAAACACCUAUAGGUUCCCCUGAGCAGGGUCAGUUCCAUGCUUUGAGUGUAAUGGAAUGGAAAACUGUGAAAACAAGUGCUGGAGCAGAAGUGCAACUGCUGCAGAUACGCAACCCAUGGGGCAGGAGGUGCUGGAAAGGAGCCUGGACUGAAAAAGGAGCAGGGUGGACUUUGCUGGACCCCUCAUGGUCUGCAGAUCUGUUGGGCCGCACAAAGGAUGGGGAAUUCUGGGUAGAUGAGAUGGAAUUUCAGCAAAAAUUUGACGAAGUUACUGUAGGAUACCCAGUCAAUGAGGAUCAUCAUCUUCAGAGCAUAUACACAGGGUCUUUCUUGACUCACACCCAGCAGCUAAGCGGCUCCUGGGUCAGAGGCCACUCGGCAGGGGGUUGCCGUAACAACAGUACCUACAGCAGCAAUCCCAAAUUCUGGUUAAAGGUUAAGGAAGGAGGAGAGGUACUCAUGUCACUCCUGCAGCAUGGACCAUGGCGCUCAAUGUACAAUUCCCAGAAAGAGCAAUCACUUGGCAACGCACAUCAGCACCCAUACUAUCAGGCCAUUGCACUGCAUGUUUGGAAGGUGGACAAAAAGCGCUUUAACUUGAUGCGGACACUAAACUCGACACCGUGUGCGUCCUCAUGCACACACACGUAUGAACGUGAGGUGGUGGUACAUGCACACUUAAGUGCUGGGUUCUAUCUGCUUGUGCCCAGCACCUUCCUGCAGGGCGCACAUGGGCACUUCCUUCUUCGAGUGCAUUCUACCUGCCCCACUUACCUCAGUGCAGUAAAGGUGAGUGCGCAGCAGGAGUCUGUAGGUGGAGAAUGGGAGAUGACAAGUGUGAGAGGCUGUUGGACAGUUGGCUCUACAGCUGGAGGAGGUCGGAACUUCCCAUCACAUGGGCAAAAUCCUCAUGUUCCCCUCGUAGUGACUUAUGACCCUGGGGGGACAAAUGUUAGUCUCACGCUGCGCCAGCAUAGCCCAGAGAACACACUUCAUGCCAUUGGCUUUCAUAUUUAUAAGGUUAUCGGUGAAGCAGACUGCAUGGUGAUCUCGGGUACAGUGUGCCCUGUGGUGAGUUGUGUUCCACACUCUCACUCUCAGGAAGUCAGUGUCCAGUGUAGGCUUCCCCCUGCUGACUACAUCGUUCUGCCCUCCACUUACCAGCCAGACUGCGGUGCAGAAUACACACUCACCAUCAUGCGGAAAAUACCAAGGAAAGCAAUAAGCUGUCAAGAAUCUUUGGGUCAAGCAAUUCAAGAGACAUCUCAUGUCUCUGUGAUGGGGCUGUAGUGUUUUGGACUGGGUGCUCUUUCUGUCUCCAGCUUUCUGCUGACGAGCUAUUGAAGCUGCCGCUCAUGCCGUGGUCUCUUUCAUGGUUUUUACAAGCACUGUGCUGCCAUACAAUGAUCAGUUGAAACAAAGUGUCCCACCAUCAAGAACAAAGAAAUCACUCAGGGAGAGAGUUACCGGCUGACCCAUACAGAGCUGGUGUGCCUGCCAACAACUAGACCAGGUUUGAGAGCAUGGCAAACAAGAGAGUUCAGUCCUUCUCAAGUGGGCAGUGGCUGUUUUAGAACAGCACAUUUUUAUAGCCCAAAUAGGUCACAUACUACGUUGUAAUCGUUUGAGUGUGUUUUAGUGUGGUACAAACCUAACACAUCUAAACAUUCUGUUGGGUAAAAUAAAUGUCUGCUGUCAUCUUCCAUUUGCUCUGCAUGUAAAUUGUGUGUUUGUGUUUACAAUUUAAUAAAUAAACUAGUGCAAUAA
Molecule: messenger RNA, 2658 nt
Organism: Tachysurus vachellii
Lineage: Eukaryota; Metazoa; Chordata; Actinopteri; Siluriformes; Bagridae
Gene: capn10
Product: calpain 10
Exons: 14
Coding region: 253-2181 (642 amino acids)
Biological process (GO): proteolysis
Cellular component (GO): cytoplasm
Molecular function (GO): calcium-dependent cysteine-type endopeptidase activity
Source: RefSeq, a predicted model, not a curated record